UCGCAGCUGCCCUCCCCGUCAGCCGCCCUCGCCGCCGCGGUGCGCUGGCUGCAGGAAGCCGCCGCGCCGCCGCUUUUGUUGUCAGGGACUCCGCGAGGAGCGCCGCUCGCCGGCCGCCGCCGCCCUUUCUCACUGCAGCCCGCUCUCCGGCCGCGGGGCCCGGGUUCCGGGCGUCCCGACCGCCCUGCCCAUGAGGGGGCUCCGCGACCACCGCUGCCUCCAGCCCGGGGCGGCGCGGCGCUGAGGCGGAGGCGGCACUGCCACCUCUGCGGGAAGCGGGCAGCUUCUGUCCCCUCCCGGAGGGCACCAUGGAGGUGAAUGCGGGUAAGAGCAGGACUGCGGAGGUUGGGGGCACGGCGGAAGGGGCGAUCGGAGCCCGCUGGGGCACUUCGGGGGACGGCGGCAGGGGGCGGCCCCAGGGCUGGUAGGGUGGGCUGCUGCGCGGUGCGUACUGGCUCGCGCCCGGUUCCCGCGUCGCCCCCGGGGCCGCUCCACGGCCGCCCUCCUAGCUCCCUGCAACGCCGCAGCGCGGCCCGGCGGCGCCGGCCCGGCCCCCCCCUCACAUGGCCCGGCCGCGCGAGCCACGUGCGCGCUGUGUUUACGUUCGGCGGCGCGCGGGCGCCGGUUGGCUGGGCGGGCGCGUGACGCGGCAUUACAUAAUGGGCGCUGAGGCGGCGGCGGCGGGCGGGGACACGUGAGGCCGCUCGGCUCGGUGACCCACAUUCCCCGGGGCCGCAGGGACACGUGGGGGCGGGUGCGCGCGCGCGCCGGCGGGGAGUGCCGCAGCCUUCCGGGAGGCCCCGCCCCCUUGGAACCCUCCGGGCUGUGACGUGGCCGCGAUUCCCUCCUCCCCCGCGGGGUUGCACACUGCGGAGGAGGCCGCGCGUGCGCGUGCGGUGAACCUCGCGCCCGGGCGGUCCCGAGGCGGGCGCGGACGCCGCAGUGCCCCCGCUGCCGCUUUCGCGCCGGGGAGGUGACCCCGACGCGCGGAGCCGGGGCCGGGCAGACGCACCCGCAGCAGACCUUGCGGAUGCUAAGGACGAAGUGCGGGAUCAGGGCGCACCGUUGGCCGAGAAAGGUUCCUCGGGGAAGGCUUCGUGCUUCCCAACGCGAGACGCCUUAAAGGAGCUCCGAGGUGCUUCGAUGUCGAGCAACGCCGUGCGCUUGGAACGGCACUCGCCCUUGUGCUGCUGCUUCACUAUUUCCAAGAAAAAUGGAGGUGUGAUUGCCUAUAUCAGUUCUUCCAGCUCAGCCUCUAGCCCUGCCUCUUGUCACAGUGAGGGUUCUGAGAACAGUUUCCAGUCCUCCUCCUCUUCUGUCCCAUCUUCUCCGAAUAGCUCUAAUUCUGAUAACAACGGAAAUCCCAAAAAUGGUGAUCUCUCCAGUAUUGAAGGCAUCCUGAAGAAUGAUCGAAUAGAUUGUUCUAUGAAAACAACCAAGUCGAGUGCACCGGGGAUGACAAAGAGUCACAGUGGAGUGACAAAAUUUAGUGGCAUGGUUCUACUGUGUAAAGUCUGUGGGGAUGUGGCAUCAGGAUUCCACUAUGGAGUUCAUGCUUGUGAAGGCUGUAAGGGUUUCUUUCGGAGAAGCAUUCAGCAAAACAUCCAGUACAAGAAGUGCCUGAAGAAUGAAAACUGUUCUAUAAUGAGAAUGAAUAGAAACAGAUGUCAGCAGUGUCGCUUCAAGAAGUGUCUGUCUGUUGGAAUGUCGAGAGAUGCUGUUCGGUUUGGUCGUAUUCCUAAGCGCGAAAAACAGAGGAUGCUAAUUGAAAUGCAAAGUGCGAUGAAGACCAUGAUGAACAGCCAGUUCAGUGGUCAUUUGCAGAAUGAUACAUUAGAACAUCAUGAACAGACAGCCUUACCAGCCCAGGAACAGCUGCGACCCAAGCCCCAGCUGGAACAAGAAAACAUCAAAAGCUCUUCUCCCUCUUCUGAUUUUGCAAAGGAUGAAGUGAUUGGCAUGGUGACCAGAGCGCACAAGGAUACCUUUAUGUAUAAUCAAGAGCAGCGAGAAAACUCAGCAGACACCAUGCAGCCUCAGAGAGAACGGAUUCCCAAGAGCAUGGAGCAAUAUAAUUUAAAUCAUGACCAUUGUGGCAGUGGGCUUAGCAGUCAUUUUCCAUGUAGUGAGAGCCAACAGCACCUCAAUGGACAGUACAAAGGGAGGAACAUAAUGCAUUACCCAAACGGGCAUGCCAUUUGUAUUGCAAAUGGACAUUGUAUGAACUUCUCCAAUGCUUAUACUCAACGAGUAUGUGAUAGAGUUUCAAUAGAUGGAUUUUCUCAGAAUGAGAACAAGAAUAGUUACCUGUGCAACACUGGAGGGAGAAUGCAUCUGGUUUGUCCAAUGAGUAAGUCUCCAUAUGUGGAUCCUCAUAAAUCUGGGCAUGAAAUCUGGGAGGAAUUUUCAAUGAGCUUCACCCCAGCAGUGAAAGAAGUUGUGGAGUUCGCAAAGCGUAUUCCUGGAUUCAGAGAUCUCUCUCAGCAUGACCAGGUCAACCUUUUAAAGGCUGGGACUUUUGAGGUUUUAAUGGUACGGUUUGCAUCAUUAUUUGAUGCAAAGGAGCGUACUGUCACCUUUUUAAGUGGAAAGAAAUAUAGUGUCGAUGAUUUACACUCAAUGGGAGCAGGGGAUCUGCUAAACUCUAUGUUUGAAUUUAGUGAGAAGCUAAAUGCCCUCCAACUUAGUGAUGAAGAGAUGAGUUUGUUUACAGCUGUUGUCCUGGUAUCUGCAGAUCGAUCUGGAAUAGAAAAUGUCAACUCUGUUGAGGCUUUGCAGGAAACUCUCAUCCGUGCACUAAGGACCUUAAUAAUGAAAAACCAUCCAAACGAGGCCUCUAUUUUUACAAAACUUCUUCUAAAGUUGCCAGAUCUUCGAUCUUUAAACAACAUGCACUCUGAGGAGCUCUUGGCCUUUAAAGUUCACCCCUAAGGCCUUUGUUAAUUUAAACAUGAACUGACUCAUGCUAACUGUACAUUUUGUGCUAAUAUGCUUAUUUAUAUGUGUAUACCAUAUGUGGAGAUAGAAAAGACCUUUAAGACAAUACAAGAUUGUAGGCUGUCUCUGUAAUCAUGCGGUAGCUGUUUGGAUUGAGGUUUCUCCAGCCAUGGUUAGACAUUGACCGCAUUUCCCCUAUAGACCAAUCAGCUGUGUCGCACUUAAACUGGAGAAGUUACACUGAAUUAUAGUCACACUGAAUGUUAGACUUUUCAUCUGCCAAAACCAAAAACCAUUUUGAUCUCCCUGUGGUAUAAAUAUAACGCACAAUCACAAGUAUAUGAGGACUUAAAAACUAACCUUUUGUGGUAGAAAUUUUGUUUCUAUGACGAAAACUUGAUUUCACCACAAGCCAUUGGAUCUGGUAAUUGGAGACACUGCAAGUUGGGUGAUCUCCACGUGUGUAUUUUGCUCUACUACCACUGUUAAAGUGUAUGAUCCUGGGCAGGUUUGUUGGUUGUGGAAAAUGAAAAUUGAUCGUGCUCUCAGUGUCCCACCUCACAGAUACGAAAAAAUGUCUAUAAAGCAUAUUUACCUCUUGGGAGAUAGGCACUAUGUAAAUAAGGUAACAUUUUUGUUAUUAUAAUUUUCAUAAUAAUACUCUUUUCUUAUUUCUAAGCAUUUCUGAGAAAUCAUUUCACAGUCCACGCCAACCUAUUAUUCAGGGUUCCUGCAUAUGUGUGGGUAUCCUCUUGGCACACACAUAUUCAAAGUUUAUGGGUACAUCAGAUACAUAGUAUGUGUACAUAAUAUCUCUGUGAACAUAGUUAUACAUAAACACAUUUCUUCACAAUAUUUUAAACUGUGAAGAACUUUAUCAUUCAAUAAACUUAAAACAAGAGGUGUCAAAGACUCAAGUUAGGUGCGUUUUACCUGUUGAUGACAUAACCAUUGCUUUAAAUGUUUAGACAGUAGAAUAUUGAAUUUAUGCUCUAUUUUUAUUUAAGCAGCAUUUAAUGUAAAAGUACAAUAGGCAAGGGGGUCCAAAUUUCAAAAAAUAAUGUGUUUUAGAGUUCAUCUUUGGUAAGAUCUUUAGUUCAGGGUACUAGUUGUUUAAAAGUUCAUUCAGAUUCUUACCUUGUACUAAAAAAGGUUACAAUGCCCCUUAAACACAUGCUGCAGCUUGAUGAAAAAUAUUUUGAUCCUUUUUGGAGAACCAAUCAAUGUUUAAGAAAACUGUUUAAUAUGUUGGCUGUGCGUGUGUGUGUAUGCAUGUGUGCGCAAGUGUGUUCUGAGUCCACUAUUUUUUUUUUUUCCUAAGUGACACUACAGGGAUUUUGUCAGAUUAGAUUAGAUUUAAUCUAGAAUUUGAAAAAAAAAUCAUUUAGUGUGUGACCUACAGGCUUAGAAAUGGUACAGAGACAUUUCAUCCACAUUUCUAAUAUUGGGCUUUAUUAAAUAGAGAAAAUCAGCCUCUGUUGAUGGCAGUGGGAGAAAUAGCCAAAGUUGAGGAUUUUAUGUGUCUUUCUGUUUCCCUGGAAAAUUACAAUUAAUUGGAAUUUUUUGGAAAAGAUUGCCUUCUGUAUAAUUUUGGGAUUAUAUAAAACUUCAAGAAUGGAAAGAGCCUGCUUUACUAUACUCAGCCUGUUACUUUAAUGACAUGUGAGCAGAAUGCCUUAUUUUGUAAUCUUGUUUAACUUGUUGCUACUGGGACUUGAAUUUCUGUGGCACUUGUUAAGUAAGUUAAAAAAAGAAGUUAAAUCCUCUCAUUAUUAAAGAGGAAAGGUGAUGGUGAUGUCUGUAAUACAAUAUAAACCAUAAUUGUGAUUUACCUUACAUUGGUAAGACUUUUAUGGGAUAUACAGUAUAGUUUUUGUGAAUUAUUUACACGAUAGCAUUAUCUUUUUAUAAUUUUUUUCCUAUGAUAAAUGCAUAGUUUUCUUCUAUGGGGGAUAGAAA
Messenger RNA from Panthera uncia (snow leopard), 4896 nucleotides. It is a transcript of the gene NR1D2, whose product is annotated as nuclear receptor subfamily 1 group D member 2. Gene Ontology annotation, biological process: positive regulation of transcription by RNA polymerase II; negative regulation of transcription by RNA polymerase II; hormone-mediated signaling pathway. NCBI's taxonomy places the organism in Eukaryota, Metazoa, Chordata, Mammalia, Carnivora, Felidae. The transcript has 8 exons. The coding region runs from base 1144 to 2931 and encodes 595 amino acids. The record is from RefSeq and is a predicted model, not a curated record. Gene Ontology annotation, molecular function: nuclear receptor activity; RNA polymerase II cis-regulatory region sequence-specific DNA binding; zinc ion binding.